AUGGUGCUGCUGGCCUUCGCGUGCGUCGCUCAGGAGACGGUGCUGGGGAACCAGCAGGCACCAGGUAGCUGCCCCUACUGCGGAGGGACGGUGGUGGCGACGGUCGUGGAGAGCCGCCGUGGGCUCUGCUGUCUCCCCGUGUGCGUCAAGAUCAUGCGGAGGUACUUUUGCGCCGCCUGCUCCAGGCGCCUCGUCCUCUACCCAUGA
This is a messenger RNA of Spirodela intermedia, 207 nucleotides long. NCBI's taxonomy places the organism in Eukaryota, Viridiplantae, Streptophyta, Magnoliopsida, Alismatales, Araceae. The record is from the annotation of a GenBank genome assembly.